Fusarium tjaetaba is the source of this 1734-nucleotide messenger RNA. Its product is annotated as heterokaryon incompatibility 6 OR allele. The transcript has a single exon. The record is from RefSeq and is a predicted model, not a curated record. NCBI's taxonomy places the organism in Eukaryota, Fungi, Ascomycota, Sordariomycetes, Hypocreales, Nectriaceae. Bases 1 to 1734 code for a protein of 577 amino acids.
AUGGAUGAAGAAGUAGAGUCAACAUCUACAACCGCAUCGAUUGAGCCUCCAGGGCACGACAUCUUCUGCACGCCCGAAAACAGCGAAUUCCUCUCACAAGUUGAGUAUAAAGAUCUCAACCCAAGCGCCAGAGAAAUCCGCCUUCUCAAAAUCUUGCCCAACUCGGGAUCACGCUUCAUCGAGUGCGAACUGCUACCCAGCGUGAGACUCGCUGACGUGCAUAAGCAAUAUCUUGCACUGUCAUACUGCGCAGGUGAUGUGCGCAACACGAAACCUAUUCUCGUCAAUGGAGCGAGAUGCAAUGUCUUUGCCAACCUGCACCACGCCUUAAACACAGUUCGCUACUAUUGGAAGACGCAUACGUAUCAUCGAGAUUUGUUCCUAUGGGUGGAUCAGAUAUGUAUUAACCAGGCUAAUCUGGCAGAGAGAUCUCACCAAGUUGGGUUCAUGAGAGCCAUUUAUGAGAGUGCGAAGGAGACUCUCAUUUGCUUGUCUGUUGCCGAUACAAUAGGAGACGGUAUGAGAUGGCUUGUAGAACUGGAACAAAUCCUUGUUAAUCGGCUCAUAAUCGGGGAUACAGUUCCCUCAGAGUUCCGACUAACACCAUCCCAUCCUUUUGUACUAACGCAUCAGUUUCGGACUGAGUUGCAAGGACGUCUGGAGGACGAUGAAUUUGCCGAUGGCUGGAUCAAGUUCUGCGAUGUCUUGAACAGCCCAUGGUGGGGAAGGGCAUGGGUCUUUCAAGAGUUUAUGGUGUCUUAUCGAGCGACUUUCCUACACGGACUGCACUCGAUGGCCUACCCGGAUAUGCUAAGACUGAUUUGCGAUGUUUGCCUAGCAACGUUGGAGAUACUCUUCGAACGACACAGGACUCGCGGGACGCGCGUCAGGAAGAAGCUCAAGCGUGCCCAAGCUACCCGAGCAAAGAUUGCACACUCAAUUACCAAAGUUCUCAGUGUCCUCCUAGCUAAAAAGGAAUGGUUUCAGAGCUUCGAUCUGAAGAGGCUUUUGGUCUACACGCAGAACUGCCAGUCUUCUGAUGAACGGGAUCGAAUCUACUCUAUGAUUGGUCUCGCGCAUCCUGGCUAUGCAUUAACACCGGACUAUUCCUCUCAGAACAAGAUUGAAAACCUUCUCGUGCAGACCACGAAACGUAUAAUAACUUUUGAGGAUAGUCUGGAUGUCCUGUCCUAUCUAAGUCGCGGUGAUCCCUCGUCUUCUGGCCAGGGAGAGUUGCUACCCUCAUGGGUUGUUGAUUGGACUAAAGUUCAAAACACCCUCGAGCCCAUGCUCUACAGGACAAAUAUGGACUGGGAUGGCAGCAAGUUCGUCGCUCACUACAUCAAAUCAGGGUGCGCUGACGCUUCAUUCGUGCAAGUCCCACAUCCAGUUUACUCUGAAUUGGGUACUACGGCGUUGCAAGUGUGGGCGGUGUUCCUCGACUCUAAACUCAUGAUUGGCCGUCACGAGAUCUUUGCCGGUAAGAAUGGUUUCUUAUUCAGGGCUAGAUUUCCAGUACAACAUGAUGAUGAACUAUGGGUCCUCUGCGGCUCAUCGGAGCCUUUUCUGUUGAGGAGAUGUUCGGGAGGAUAUAGGAUCGUCGGGCCUGUGCUUUGCCUUACUUUUACAAUACAGCCUCCUAUGCGGGAGUUUGCAAAUUUGAGCAAGUACACUGACGAAUCUGGAGAUCUUGACCCUUUCAAGAUGGAAAGGAAACGGAUUACAAUCUUUUAG